AUUCUUAUUCUUGUCGAGUAACUCUUUUAUAUCUUUCACAUCAUCGUGAAAUGGAAGAGACUUUAAUCUAUUAUUUUCAUAGCCCAACUCUUAAACUUAGUAGAUUAUCCUUAAUGGAUAGAAUUUACUCUUUUUCCCUUCGAUCUUAUCCUAAUACUCAAGCUCAUUAUCCGCAAGACAUUCUCCGCGAAU
Molecule: messenger RNA, 192 nt
Organism: Racocetra persica
Lineage: Eukaryota; Fungi; Glomeromycota; Glomeromycetes; Diversisporales; Gigasporaceae
Source: the annotation of a GenBank genome assembly